This is a messenger RNA of Pomacea canaliculata, 5775 nucleotides long. Its product is annotated as oxysterol-binding protein-related protein 9-like. Gene Ontology annotation, cellular component: membrane; intracellular membrane-bounded organelle; cytosol. The record is from RefSeq and is a predicted model, not a curated record. Gene Ontology annotation, molecular function: sterol binding. Bases 19 to 2046 code for a protein of 675 amino acids. Lineage: Eukaryota; Metazoa; Mollusca; Gastropoda; Architaenioglossa; Ampullariidae. The transcript is spliced from 21 exons.
CUUCCGGUGUAGCUCAAAAUGGCAGUCAUGGAAGGACCCUUGAGUAAAUGGACUAAUGUAAUGAAGGGGUGGCAGUACCGCUGGUUUGUCCUGGACACUUCUUCUGGUAUUUUAUCAUACUAUACGUCAAAGGACAAAAUGAUGAAAGGUUCUCGUCGUGGGUGUGUAAGACUCAAGGGAGCUAUCAUCGGUAUAGAUGAUGAAGACGACAGCACCUUCACUAUUACAGUUGAUCAAAAGACAUUUCAUUUUCAAGCACGAGACAGUGAGGAAAGAGAACGAUGGAUUGAUGCCUUGGAAAGAGCAAUUGAAAGGGUUCAGAAUGAUGGCAGGGAUAAUGGUGGGCUUCAAGUAAGUCCAGAACAGUUUGAUAGAAAGCUGAUGGAGACAGAUGCAUAUCUACAACUGCUUAUUGAGCAGAAUAAAACUUUAGAAAAGAGAAUCAGCAAGUGCCCAGAUGUGGCAACAAAAGAAAAAUACAACGUGAUCAAGGUCACAGCUGAUGCCAUGAUUGAAGCAAUUAAACAUGCCAUAAUAAGCCUCCAGAUUUCUAAGAAACUGAAAUGUGCGUGCUGUUGGAAGAGUCAUUCCAAGGAGAGUUUGAAAGAACCUGUUUUGAAUGGAUCUCCUCAUGGUACACCUUUAACAGAUGAGGCAAACUUUGAUCACUUCACAGCUUCUUCUGCCCAAUCUGUGGAGAGGACAGCUCGGUCUUCCAUCUCAUCAUUCACAGGCGACAGCCUUGUAGUACCUCAUACCUCUUACUCUAGUAGUGAGGAUGAUGAGUUUUAUGAUGCAGAAGAGAUCAAGACCCCCAAGCCCUCGCCUCAUAAAGAAGUUUUUGAAGAUUCAAGUGUUGAUGGACCUUCUCCCAUUCCCAAUGCAGGAGACAACAGUACCUUUGAUGAUUUGUAUGAUAUUCAAAAUGAAGAAGACUUGGGUUCUAUGGAGCAGCAUGGAAGUAUUAUCGGCCACCUGCUGUCUCAGGUUCGCAUUGGCAUGGACCUGACCAAAGUUGUUCUUCCUACCUUCAUUCUUGAAAGGCGUUCUCUUCUAGAGAUGUAUGCCGACUUCUUUGCCCAUCCAGACCUUUUCUGCAAGAUUGCAGACAUGCCAACUGCCAGGGAUCGUAUGGUGCAAGUGGUGAGGUGGUACUUGUCUGCCUUUCAUGCAGGGCGCCCCAGUGAGAUUGCCAAGAAACCUUACAACCCAAUUCUGGGUGAGACAUUCCAGUGCUACUGGACGCUACCUGAGACCUCAGAAUGCCAGGAAAAAGUAGAUGAUGGACCAAUACCAUGGGGUACCAAGGAAAAUCUCUGCUUUGUCGCCGAACAGGUGUCUCAUCAUCCACCCAUAUCAGCAUUUUAUGCAGAGCAUUACAACAAGAAGAUAUCCCUUGAUGGCUACAUCUGGACCAAGUCUAAAUUCCUUGGCCUGUCGAUAGGUGUCCACAUGAUCGGUCAGGCAGUUAUAUCUGUGAUUAACCACGAAGAAGAAUAUUGGCUCACAUUCCCCAAUGGAUAUGGCAGAUCAAUUUUGACAGUACCUUGGGUAGAACUUGGGGGCAAAGUACAAAUUACAUGUGCCAAGACAGGCUAUAAUGCCAGUGUUGAAUUUCACACCAAGCCAUUUUAUGGAGGCAAGAAAAAUCGUGUCACAAGCCAAAUUUUUGAACCCAAUGAAAAGAAACCUUUUGUCACCAUUGAAGGGGAAUGGAAUGGUGUGAUGUACGCCAAGUACAUUUCAGGGAUGAAUGAAACUUUUGUCGACACAAGUCGCAUUGCUAUCCACAGAAAGAUUGUACAGCCAGUUGACCAACAAGGAGAAUUUGAAUCUCGAAGGCUGUGGAAGGAUGUGACUUAUGCCUUAAAGAUGAGAGAUGUGGACAAAGCCACGGAAUUCAAACAUUCUUUAGAACAACGACAGAGAGAGGAGGCCAAGGUGCGCAAGGAUACUGGGACUGUAUGGAAAAACAAGUACUUUUAUGAAGAUGGAGAAAACUGGGUGUAUUAUAGGCCACUGCUGAAACGGCUGCAGCAAGUCUAGAAGUGAUCUGCUAAUGCUGAUGACUGUUUCUGAAUUGCUUAUGAUAAGGACAGAGUUCGUAAUGCAGCUUUGAUUACUCAUUUGUGUGCAAAUGCACUCCCACCAUUUGCCACAUGUAUUCAUGAUGACAUACAUGUACAUAUGCUUGAAUGCACACACACACACAUAGAACACUUCACAAACCCACCUCCUACCAUAUUGAAUCACUGCUGUCUCAUGAAAUGUUUUGUUUUGCUGUCAGAUGGGGGCAAAUGUAUAUUUGCUUAAGCGUGAGACCAAAACAAAAUGGGUGCAUGUGUAAGAUUUCCCUGCAUUGACCACAAGAGUAUGUGUGUCAGUUUGUGUAAGAGAUAAGGGCAGUGUGUAUGCUGUUGCAGUACAAUAUUUUUAAGGACUGGACCUUAGCACUUUUGAGCGCCUUCUACAAAAUCACCAUGGAAUGUGCCAGACUGGAUUUCCAACCUUUUUAUUUCAUGAGCAGAUGUAUAAUCCUGUAUUUUUUUUAUAGACCAUUUUCAUAUGAAGUGGUGCUUUUGAUUCUAAAAACUUGAGGAAGAAUUUAAAAAAUGCAGAGGUGAAAUAUUUUGUUUAUAGAAAAUGUGCACCUUUAGGUUCUCAGGUUCAUGAUUUAGUUCACAUUUAAGCUUUUUUGUGAUAUUGCACUUGUAAAUGUGUUUACAAAUCAUAUUUUUAUUAAUGAGAAUUCUUCACAUGAAAUUUGAAACUUUAAUGAUAAAUUUUUUGUGUAAUUGUAUGUCUUUAUUUUCUUGCCGUAAACAGAGAAUAAACAAUAUCACUUUUGUUCUAUGCUGAAUAUGUGGUAAACAAGGAGAAAGAUCACAUAAUGUGCUACAAAUAUUGUUAACAGGUAAACAUGCAUAUGGUACAUAUCUGCUUGCUGGUAUUUGUGAUUUUGUUUGUUGUAUGCUUAAAUUUUGGUUUGUAGUUUGUUGUGCACAGUGCAUUGAGCUCACCUCCACUCAGGGGAAAGGUGCUCUAGCAUUUUGAUUAUUAUUUGCUGUAAAUGUUAUAUAGUGAGCGCUGGUGCUGUAAAGAUUGUAAAUCUGAAAGAGUUUGCAUAAGCAACAGGCUACUGUGCUUAUUACUUAUGGUAAGCAACAGCUUUGCUCAGUGUUGUUAAUUUUUUUUUUGUAGCAAACAUAAAAGGCUGCAGGGCAUUAGAUGGGGCAUAUUCCUCAAAAAAAAAAAGAAAGUGGACAGUAUAUGUAUAAAGUAUUCUAUUUUGGAGAGCCAGAUCUCAUAAAUUUAUUGUUCACAAACAUAUCUUUGAUUUACUUUUUUUUUGCAUAGAAAAUGUAACAUGAAUAACUAUUUUAAAUAUUACAACAGAAAAUCUAUGUGAAUGCAUGAAGGUAUGUGAUGGAGGAAGUGGAGAUUCUUGGUCUUACCCAUGGAAUACAAAUUUGAUCAGUUGAUCUUCUCACGAAGUUAAAAAAAAAGGUUACGCACCACCUGGAUUAUUUAGUGCUAUUGUUGUCAAAAAGAACUAAUUAACAGUUGUCUUUCUUGCCAAAAUUUUAUGGCCCACACAUUAUUUAAGUAGAAGUGUUGCAGAGUCUUUUAUUGAAAAAAGGACAAGGCUUACAUGGGUAGAGCUAAUGAUGUCUCUUGUUCAGCUUUGUUGUAUACACUGCUUGGUUCUUUGGUAGAAUUUGGUUUCUGUAAGUCUAGUUUUGAGAUUCAUGUUGGCAGCAGUUUGUCGCGGUACUUUUGUACAGAUUUUAAAUUUCCUGUCCAGCACAGUUAGGUGCCUAAAUCCAUGAAAAGGUGAUGUAAGAGGUAACCUCAUAUACUAGUCCCUGCAUUUAGAUUUCAUUAGCAUGAGUUUUAGUACAUUUGAUAGAAAUGUUAGAGAAUGUGUCAGUCUUGUCAUAUGGAUACCAUCAGUGUUCCCAUUAUUGUUUUCUCUCAACUUGGAUAUGGACAUUGCAUCAAGUGAAUAUUGUGCCUGUUGAAUGCUGAUUCCCGUGUGUGUGUGUUAUGCCUUUGGGCCAGGACCAUGAUUAGUUCCAUUAUGUUGUGUAUGAUGAUGCUUUGAACAAAUUUUUCCAGGGGUCUGCCCUGGAUGCAUCUAUGCAAAAAGUUCUUUCCCGGUUGUUAGGGCUUUUCAUAAUUAAGAAGUGUGCAGAUUUCAAAGACAAGUUUGUAUUCUUGUGUAAUUUUAGCCAUACACUGCAACACAUUGCAACUUGUUCACAGAAAAAUAGAGAUUAGUUAAUUUUGAUGAUUUUAAACUACAUUCCUUAAUGAAACAGCCUUCAGAUGAUUUUGUUGACUGUAUGUUACUUGGAUUUUUAAAUAAUUUUUAAAAACAUGCACUACUGUGCAUAGUGAUUUAACUGGGAGAGUCCUCCCAUCACCCUUCAUGAAUUUUAAUAUCUGUUUAAGUCAGAAACUUCAAUAUGAAUGAUGUUAAUGGUGGGCAGAGGUUAAUGGCAGUCCCUGUAGGUCAUGUAGGAUAUCACAGAAACUUCACAUGAUUCAGAUACCAUAAAGAAUGGCUGUGAUGCCUUGAACAGAUUAAACAUGAUUAUUUUUAGAUUAUCAGUUUGUAACAAGUUUACUAAAGGUCACCUUGAGUAGACUUUUAAACAGCAACAUGAGGUGGAGAGGAGUGGUCAAAUGGCUCUCUUUUGCACUUUUUAUGCCUUUGUUUUGCAUGUCCCGAUUCUGCAAAAAAACAUUGAGUGCAUUUGUGUGUGUGAAGUGAGAAAUUUUUUUUUCUUAAAGUUAAAAUUAAAUUGAUAUAUAGAACUAGCUUAUGGAAUAGAUGUAACCAACUCUUUUAACCAAAGAGUGAUGUACCAUUGAUGAUGUUGGCAUUAGCUUCUUGGUUGAAGUAUUGUGUGAUUUGUGCAGAAAUAAAAUUUCUGUGUGCAUAUCUUAGGCUGAAAUACAAGAUAUGGAUAUUGGCAUUUUAUGUUAGCAGGUUUUCUAUUUUUCAAUCUAAGCAAUGGAGAGAGUUGCAGUUUAUCAGUUUCAUUAUUUUGAUCCAAAGGAACUAUUAACGCAGUAAAUAUGUAUCAAAUUGCCAUUUUGGAGUUGAAUUGCUUUCCUCUUCAUGACAGUUCCAUGGGUGUCUUGUGCUGGCUUUCAUAUCCACUUAAUUUGUUGAAAUUUCAAUGAAGCGAUGUAAUACACAAAUGUAUUACGAAAUGUAAGGUAAACAUUGAAGAGUUCUGCAAUGGUGCCUAGGUUAGUUUCUAGUUACGGCAACAGAAGACUAACGGUUUGCCCAGUUAUGCUUUUGAGAGCCUUUGCCUUAAACAGAAGUAUUAUUUUGUCUUCCAUAUCGGUUGCAUAUUGUGCAUGCAUGCUUGUGUUUAUUGGUAUGCAUGUGGAAAGUGAGAAUUUCAGAUACUUUUUGUAUGUUACUGGGGAUUUUGGAGGUGAGAGGCUUAAAGAGAUUAAGAAUAGUAAUUUAAUCAUGUAGUUUAUGGUAAAAAGAGUUAACUUACAUAUUUCUACUAUUCAGCCAAAGUUCAAUAGUUUUCUUAAUUUCCUUGUGAGCAGAACUGGCAGAGGUACAAUAAGAUAUAGAUAUGCAAGUGCAUUUUUUAUGUUUCCUUGCACUGACUGAGACAGAAAUUUGUGAACAGUUCAAAUAGCCUGUGAGAAUGGAUGGUGAAGCUGUGGGAAGUAUGUCAUCCAGAGGUGUGUCCAGGUCUAUAAAAGUCUUGCUGCAAAAUAAAAACUUUUGUCGUCGUA